AUGUCUCCUUUACCGUCUUCCGUCACGGCGCUAUCUGCGCCGGGCAAGGUUCUAUUAACAGGUGGUUAUCUUGUAUUAGACCGCGGCUAUACGGGCACUGUGUUUGCGCUCGAUGCUCGCAUCCAUGUUAUUGUCCAGCAACUGAGGAGGGGUCACCGCCGCGGGGCAUCAGGCUCUGGGCCUACUCCUGGCGUCGAGGCAUCUCACUCGGGUGCUGAGGACCAGGAUGGGGAAGAUACCAUUGUUGUGCGUUCCCCGCAGUUCGUCAAUGCUGUGUGGGAAUAUGGUGUGCAGCGAUGUGGAAAUGGUGGGGGUGUCAAGGUCAUCCAGAAAGGAGAUGGACCGCGAAAUCCCUUUGUCGAGACAUCUCUCAGCUAUGCAUUGACUUAUAUCAGCUACGUUGCCGAUUCUAAGGAUUUCGGCUCCCUGUCUGUCACCAUCAUGGCUGACAGCGACUACUACUCGGAAACCGCUACCUCCAAGGGCCCGGCAUCGCAAGCACGUGGUGGGCGCUUUGUCAAUUUCGGUGUUCCUCUGUUCGAAGCGCACAAGACAGGAUUGGGCUCUUCAGCUGCUCUCGUUACCGCGCUUGUCUCCGCCUUGGUCAUUCAUCGCACCAUGCAGCCGGAGGACCUCGGUGCUGGUCGGGAUAAACUCCAUAACCUCGCUCAAGCGGCUCACUGUGCAGCCCAGGGUAAGGUUGGAUCUGGAUUCGACGUUGCUAGCGCGGUCUACGGUUCAUGCCUCUACCGACGGUUCUCGCCAUCGAUCCUGGAAUCUCUCGGCGAUGUAGGCUCGGCUGGAUUCGAGGAGCGCCUGUUCCCUAUUGUGGAGGACUCCGACCCCGAGCAUCCAUGGGAUACCGAGUGUGUUGACUUUGGUAUGCAGCUCCCCCGCGGGAUGCAGCUGGUUCUGUGUGACGUGGAUUGUGGUUCCCAAACUCCCUCGAUGGUCAAGAAGGUCCUCGAAUGGCGGAAUAACAACCGCAAGGAAGCGGAUAUUCUCUGGGCUAGCCUCCAGAAUAACAAUGAGAGACUGCGCCAAGAGCUCAAGCGCCAGGCUCAACACCCCGAUGCCAAUCCCGAAGGCGACUUUUCUGAAAUUCGCACCCUUAUUCAGCGAACUCGCCAGCAUAUUCGCACAUUGACCCGCCGGACGGGCGUCCCCAUUGAACCGAGCGUACAGACUGAGCUGUUAGACAGUGUUUCAGAGAUUGAAGGUGUUAUUGGCGGUGUUGUCCCGGGGGCUGGAGGAUACGAUGCUAUCGCGCUCCUGAUCCGGGAUGAUCCCACUGUAAUUGCGCGUCUGAGAGAUCAUCUUGCGAACUGGACGAGCUCGAUCGAGGAUGACUUUGGAGGCAAGAUCGGCAACGUACGACUGCUAGGCGUGCAGCACGGCUCCGAAGGUGCGAAAAACGAAAUGCUGGAGCAAUAUGCUGGUUGGGUCUAG
Molecule: messenger RNA, 1449 nt
Organism: Penicillium griseofulvum
Lineage: Eukaryota; Fungi; Ascomycota; Eurotiomycetes; Eurotiales; Aspergillaceae
Gene: erg8
Product: phosphomevalonate kinase
Exons: 2
Coding region: 1-1449 (482 amino acids)
Biological process (GO): isopentenyl diphosphate biosynthetic process, mevalonate pathway; ergosterol biosynthetic process
Cellular component (GO): peroxisome
Molecular function (GO): phosphomevalonate kinase activity; ATP binding
Source: RefSeq, a predicted model, not a curated record